UCCCCGCGCCGUCACGGGCGGCGGGCGGGACCUCCGGGAGGCGGGCAGAGCCUGAGGGAGGGCGGCCCAAGGUCGGCGCUGCCCUGCCCUGCCCUGCCCUGCCCUGCGCGGCUCCCCGCGGCUGCCCGCACAUGGAGUACGACUGGCUGGGCUUCGGCUACGCCGCGCUGGUGGCCACGGGCGGUGUCGUGGGCUACGCCAAGGCAGGCAGCGUCCCUUCUCUAGCUGCCGGUCUUCUGUUUGGCGGCUUAGCGGGACUGGGCGCUUACCAGCAGUCCAAAGAUCCGAAGAAUGUGUGGCUUUCCCUCGUGGCAUCUGGCACCUUGUCUGCUGUUAUGGGAAUGAGAUUUUACAACUCCAAAAAGGCAAUGCCCGGGAUAAUUGCCGGUGCCAGUUUACUGAUGGUUGGACGGCUUGGAUUGCAGAUGAUGGAAAAAACCUAUUAAGCCCUAAAUCUGCAUCAGGUGACUUGAAGACACAUGACUGAGAAGCCCAAAAAUGCAACUGCCUAAAUGUGCUGCACAUAAGUGGAAAAGGCACUGCUCCCUGUGCGCUCUAUUUUUCAUAUCCUAAUGCACAUGGGUUGUGUUUUUAAGGGACUGACACAGAGAGCCCUUGUCAUGGUAUUUGUCUUAACAUUUUCUGCACUGAAAGCGAGCAAGAAAACAUGAGCAGAGCAUUAGUUUAGCUUCUGGUCCUGUAGCUAAGUGUCGACAAAGACUUCCUAGCCCUUGCAUCAGACAUUUGCAGGAUUGAAGCUUAAAUGCACAUCUGACUUGUCCUUAUAAAAUCAUGUAUACCUCUAAAACCAGGGCAGAGGAGUUACCGAUUUGCCACUAGCAAUUAAUACAAUAAACAUGCUUAUGAUGUUCCAUUUCCCUUUCCAUGCCAGUUUAUCCAUUCACAGCAUUUGUCAGUCAGGGGGUUUGUUAUCCCAGCACUGUGUGUUACCACUUGGUCCCAGAAAACACAAUCACAGAGCCGGCUGUCGAGGCUUUGCUGUAAUGCAAUAAAUGUUUACCCAUACCCUGUAAUCACUUCUAAGCUCAGCUAUAUGUCAUUCAUUUCACUUCUACAGAUUACUACUCAUAAAUCAAAAAUAUACUUUAUUUGGCAAUGCUGAAUUAUACACACAGCUCUACUAAAAGGUUAUUUAAAAUAAACUAAGAAAUUAUUAUUGCAAA
Messenger RNA from Oenanthe melanoleuca, 1184 nucleotides. RefSeq names its product transmembrane protein 14C-like. Gene Ontology annotation, cellular component: mitochondrial membrane. Bases 132 to 446 code for a protein of 104 amino acids. The transcript has 4 exons. Gene Ontology annotation, biological process: regulation of heme biosynthetic process. Lineage: Eukaryota; Metazoa; Chordata; Aves; Passeriformes; Muscicapidae. The record is from RefSeq and is a predicted model, not a curated record.